CACCUCUUAACCUCUUCCCAAUCCUCCCGCCAGCGCAUUUCCUCGGCUGCCAGCGCUGCACGUGUCCCAGGGCGCACAGGGCGCUGUGCGGGGCUCGGGGCUCAGGGCUGGGCUCCACACUGGUACGGGAGUGAACAUGGCCAGACAGCGGGCACAGCUGCUAGCCGGCUUCCUUCUGCCGGGGUUCCUGCUCUCAGAAGCCGCCAAAAUUCUGACUGUAUCCUCACUGGGUGGAAGCCAUUAUCUACUGGUGGACCGGGUUUCUCAGAUUCUUCAAGAUCAUGGCCAUAAUGUCACCAUACUUCUUUAUGGAGGAGAUUAUGUAAUCCCAAAAAAGAAGGAAAAUACAUACCAAGUUAUCACUUGGCUUCUAUCUGAGGAACAUGAAAAACAAUUAAAGAACUAUUUUGAUUUCUUUAUGACAGAAGUUUUGCAUGGCAGAGGAGCAUUUGACAACUUUGUAAAGUUAAUGGAACAAUUGGGGAUUCAGUGCAGUGAUUUGCUAAGAAGUGAUAUCAUGGAUUCUUUAAAAAAUGAGAAUUUUGACUUGGUAUUUGUUGAAGCAUUUGACUUCUGUUCUUUCCUGGUUGCUGAGAAGCUUGGGAAGCCAUUUGUGUCAAUUCUUCCCACUCCCUUUGGCAGUGUGGACCUUGGACAACCUAACCCUGUGUCUUAUGUUCCAGUAUUCAAUUCCUUGCUAACCGACCACAUGGACUUCUGGGGCAGAGUGAAGAAUUUUCUGAUGCUCUUUGAUUUCUCCAUGAAGCAAUGGCGAAUCCAGUCUACAUUUGACAGCACCAUUAAGGAACAUUUCCCAGAAGGUUCUAGGCCAGUUUUGUCUCAUCUUCUAAAGAAAGCAGAGCUGUGGUUUGUUAACUCUGACUUUGCCCUUGAAUUUGCUCGGCCCCUGCUUCCCAACACUGUGUAUGUUGGAGGCUUAAUGUCCAGACCUGUUAAACCAGUAUCACAGGAAUUUGAGAAUUUUAUUGCCAAGUUUGGAGACUCUGGUUUUGUCCUUGUGUCCCUGGGCUCCCUGGUGGGCAUCUGUCAGUCCCAGGAAGUUGUCAGGGAGAUGAACAGUGCCUUUGCUCAUCUGUCUCAAGGGGUGAUAUGGAAGUGUAAUCCUUCUCAUUGGCCCAAAGACGUCAAAUUGGCAGCAAAUGUGAAAAUUGUGGACUGGCUUCCUCAGAAUGACCUCUUGGCUCACCCACGCAUCCGUCUCUUUGUCACCCAUGGUGGAUUGAAUAGCAUAAUGGAGGCCAUCCAACAUGGUGUGCCCAUGGUGGGGAUUCCUGUCCUUGGAGACCAACCUGACAACCUGGUCCGAGUAGAAGCCAAAAAGUUUGGUGUCUCUAUCCAGUUAAAGCAUAUCAAGGCAGAGACAUUGGCUCUGAAGAUGAAGCAAGUCAUAGAAGACAAGAGGUACAAGUCAGCAGCAGUGGCCGCCAGCAUCAUCAGGCGCUCCCACCCCCUGACCCCUGCUCAGAGGCUGGUGGGCUGGAUCGACCACAUCCUCCAGACAGGGGGCGCGGCACACCUCAAGCCCCACGGCCUGCAGCAGCCAUGGCAUGAGCAGUACCUGCUGGACGUCUUCUUGUUCCUGCUGCUGGUCACCCUGGGCACCCUGUGGCUCUGUGGGAAGCUGCUGGGCGUGGUGGCCAGGUGGCUGUGUGGGGCCAGGAAGCUGAAGAAGGCCUGAUGGAGGUGCAGCCUUGACAGGUGUUUGGGGAGCCACUGGUUGUAGAAGGCUUUCUCUUAGCACAGAACACCCCUGGUGUCUUCCCCGUAUUGGCACUUGAUUGGCACACAAAUUGUGUUUCACUAUUUUCUGCUUGUGUUUAAAAAUUCUUGUGAGGCACUCUUGGAUUUCUUGUGAUAAAAUUUUCCAUUUUAACCACUAAGUGUAGAAUCAAUGGCAUUAAGCACAUUGACAUUAUCAUGUGAACCUCACUACCACCCAUUCCAAGACUGUUUUCAUCUUCCCACACUAAAAGGCAAUGUUGGUCAAACAGUAAUUCCCCACAUCCCUGCCCCUAUCACCCGCCUCACCAGCUCCUGGCUACCCCAGUUUUACUUUCUGUGUCUACGAAUUUGAUCUUGGCUUCUUGCCCCUCAUCAGUGGACUCCUCACUCAGACUCAAAACUUCAGCAGACAGCCCCCACCUUCCUCCCCACUCCCUGUCCCUAGACACAGAGCCCUGCUUAUUUCAUCCUGGGUUCCUAGACACUUCUCAGUCUCUCUGCCUUUUCUCCAUCCUCACAUUUCAUGAUAUGACAAGAUAUUGGCCAGUUCUUCCAUAUUGGGCCUUCCUCUUGCAUCUCCUUUUCAUCUGACCUCCAAGUUCAAGAAGCCUAGCCUCCAUCAUGCAGCUAGGCUGGGAUGGUCUUCCCAGGACUCAAGUUGUGAUCUCUCUGCUGAGUUCUGUCCUUCAAAGAGCACUUCCUUUGCAAG
Messenger RNA from Mirounga angustirostris (Northern elephant seal), 2452 nucleotides. Its product is annotated as UDP-glucuronosyltransferase 3A2-like. The coding region runs from base 137 to 1699 and encodes 520 amino acids. Gene Ontology annotation, cellular component: UDP-N-acetylglucosamine transferase complex. Gene Ontology annotation, molecular function: glucuronosyltransferase activity. Lineage: Eukaryota; Metazoa; Chordata; Mammalia; Carnivora; Phocidae. The record is from RefSeq and is a predicted model, not a curated record. The transcript is spliced from 7 exons.